Liolophura sinensis is the source of this 8079-nucleotide messenger RNA. RefSeq names its product mucin-12-like. Lineage: Eukaryota; Metazoa; Mollusca; Polyplacophora; Chitonida; Chitonidae. The coding region runs from base 1 to 8079 and encodes 2692 amino acids. The transcript has 2 exons. The record is from RefSeq and is a predicted model, not a curated record.
AUGGAGGCCGAGGUUUAUGUCCCACAUCAGGCCGCAUUACUGGUCACUUUUAUUGUCUCAGCUCAUGGCUUUUUCUGGCCAAUACCGGAUGAAAUUCGACCUUUUCCGAUAGCCGACAACACAGACUACGGUAUUGUUGGAUUUCCCAUGUUAAUGGGCUACCACAGACUUGUUGAUAAAUCAGGCCAGAGCGGAAAUGCGGAAAUAUCGUCAGAACUACAUACAGAUCAGCCCCAUAUAUUGUCACAACGACCAAAAUACUUCCUGGGUGUAAAGUCAGUCAGGCAAAAGUACCGGGAAGAUGAAACGUGGCAACCACUAACAAAGAAGGCAGUGACCACAGGAGAGUCCAGUACAUACAAGCCAGGUGUAUCAGCAUUACGGACCAUCAACCAGCAUCGACCAACGGAUAAGCCAGAUAAAACGUCGCAUGGACUAGGAGGACAUCCGGAUGAAACAUCGCAGACUGAGGUGCAGAGAUCAACAGAUAAGCCAGAUAAAACGCCGUAUCAAUCAACAGGACACCAAGAAGAAACGCCCCACAAACUAACCGGCCAUCCACGUGAAACCUCAUAUUUACCAGUCGACCAGCCAGAUGAAACGUCACAUCUAGCACCAGAUAAUCCAGAUAAUACGUCAUUUUCAGCCUCACAUCACCCAGAUAACACGUCGUAUCCAGCAUCAGAUCGUUCAGAUUACACGUUAUCUCCAGCAUCAGAUCAUCCAGAUAACACGUCGUAUCCAGCGUCAAAUCAACCAGAUAACACUUCGUAUCCAGCUACAGAUCAUGCAGAUAACACAUCGUAUCCAGCAUUAGAGCAUCCAGAUAACACGUCGUUUCCAGCAACAGAGCAUCCAGAUAACACGUCGUAUCCAGCAUCAGAUCAUCUAGAAAACGCGUCGCAUCCAGCAACAAAGCAUCCAGAUAGCACGUCGCAUCCAGGAUCAGAUCAUUCAGAUAACACGUCGUAUGCAGCACCCAAGCAUCCAGAUAACACGUCGUAUCCAGCAACAGAGCAUCCAGAUAACACGUCGCAUCCAAGAUCACAUUUUUCAGAUAACACGUCGUAUCCAGCAACAAAGCAUCCAGGUCAUACGUCAUAUCCGGCAUUAGAACAUCAAGAUAAUACGUCGUAUCCAGCAUUAGAUCAUCCAGAUAGCACAUCGUAUCCAGCAACAGAGCAUCCAGAUAACACGUCGUAUCCAGCAUUAGAUCAUCCAGAUAACACGUUGUAUCCAGCAUUAUAUCAUCCAAAUAGCACGUCGCAUCCAGCAACAGAGCAUCCAGAUAACACGUCGUAUCCAGCAUUAGAUCAUCCCGAUAACACGUCGUAUCCCGCAUUGGAUGAUCCAGAUAGCACGUCGUAUCCCGCAUUAGAUCAUCCAGAUAACACGUCGUAUCCAGCAUUAGAUCAUCCAGAUAGCACGUCGUAUCCAGCAACAGAGCAUCCAGAUAACACGUCGUAUCCAGCAACAGAGCAUCCAGAUAACACGUCGUAUCCAGCAUUAGAUCAUCCAGAUAACACGUCGUAUCCAACAUUGGAUUAUCCGGAGAACACGUCGUAUGCAGUAAGAGAUCGUCCAGAUAACACGUCGCAUCCACAAACACAUCAUUCAAAUGAAAAGUCACAGUUAUCCACAAGGCAGCCUUUUGUAGACAUGGAGUCCAGGAAUGAAUCCGACACGAACUACCGACACACAAUGCCCACAAUUCAACAACACGAAGAGAUAACCCGGCCCCGAAACCAGUUACGUGCAUCGUGGCAACACCCAGUAAACCUAACGGAAAUAACCAAUUGGGACGAAGCCAAAAACCAAUCCGAGAAUCACAUUAACGAAACCUUCGGCGCACAUGUGAAUCAAUCAGAUGACAGUUCAGGGGAAUCUUCAUUUUCAAUUCAUUUCACCAUUCGUUUGUCGAGAAUGUUUAACCAGACCCCAAACCCCGGGUCAAGUCACCCGGAUCAGUUGGAUAAAAAAACUCAACACAAACUAGCAAUGGACGUUGCAGCUGUGCAUUCCGCAAAACUUCCACAUCUUUUGUCAAGUUCUUCUGAACAUCUAGAAGAUUUAGAGGUUGAACACCUUGAUGGGACAUCACGAUAUUCGAUCACUCAUCGAGAAUCUGUGCCACGUUCUCUGAAGAGCACUGAAGAGCAUCAGCAAGUUACCAUCGAAAAAUAUACUACAUCCACAAGAUCGUCUCCACAGCACCCGACGACAUCGUCCGAUCAAUCGCCAGAGCACAACAACGACGAAGCACGCGUAAAGGUCAGAAUAGAUGUACAAACACUCUCUAACAAAGAUUCACCUUUUUCUACAGAUAAUGUCAACAUAAUGACACGUCAUCAUGCCACAAGGAAACCGUCGUUACAGCGUGCUGACGAACGUUUAGCAAAGCGCAUGAUGAUUGAUUUUCACCAGAUCCCACCGAAACAAUCCCGUGAUUCAUCGGCAAGAGAUUCGCCUGGAGAAUCCAAGAAAUCACCACAGCAUUCCAGAGAAUACACAUAUGUAAACAGUGUUCCGUUGGUCCAAACUCAGACUCAGCCACGGGAUACACGUGCAAGAGAGCAGACACACAGGACUUUAGAACAGCACGUAGCAAUUCAGAAUAACCAGUCUCGCCAUGUACACGUACAAGCAGGUGGAUUAUUAGACCACCCAAAGAACCGUCCAGCUGCAAGAGCAAAGGUACGAGACGAAUCUUUUCUACAGAGGCUUGGACUUCAACAUGAACCAUCAAAAAGGUUACUACCAAAACUCUACAUUAACGGAGUGGCACAUUCAUGGCCGCUAAGCAUCCAUUAUCCACGGGAAAAGAAGACAUUUUCUGCAGAAAAAACAGUCGAUUUGUCGCAACAUCCAAAUCGACAACAUUUAAAUGUAGACGAAAUGUCGCUGGGUCAAAUUCCAGGGCGAUCAGCUGGAGACUCUGAUGACACUUCAAUUGACCGAUCACUGGAACAUACCAAAAAGAAUGCAGGACAAGUGUUUCCAAAAAACAUCAGAAACCUGGAUAUCCAACCAUUUCACUUGGUAGAGAAAGCAGGAGCAACACCACUGCAAUCAUUAGAAAGAUUACUAGCAGCAGCAAGCCUGAAAAAUGACUCGUCAGGUGUGACAGUGAUACUUCAAAACGAAACGAUAACACAUUUACUAAUAAAAGUGUACAUCUAUGGAGUUGGCAUUACGUCAGAAAUGUCUACCUCUCAACAGGGGUCAGAUCAGUAUUCUCAGGGCAAGACUGAUAACGAAGGGAAGGAUAACACAGAGUCAACACAGGAUUCUCUGGACAAUACAGAUGAGUCAGGAAAAAACAACACACAGUCAACACAGGGUUCUCUGGACAGUACAGAUGAGUCAGGGAAAGAUAACAUAGAGUCAACACAGGAUUCUCUGGACAGUACAGAUGAGUCAGGGAAAGAUAACAUAGAGUCAACACAGGAUUCUCUGGACAGUACAGAUGAGUCAGGGAAAGAUAACAUAGAGUCAACACAGGAUUCUCUGGACAGUACAGAUGAAUCAGGGAAAGAUAACACAGACUCAACACAGGAUUCUCUGGACAGUAUAAAUGAGCCAGGGGGAGAUACCUCAGAGUCAAUACAGGAUUUUCUGGGCAAUACAGAUGAGGCAGGGAAAGAUAACACAGAGUCAACACAGGGUUCCCUGGACAAUACAGAUGAGCCAGGAAAAAACAACACAGAGUCAACAGAGGGUUCUCUGGACAAUACAGAUCAAUCAGGGGAAGAUAACACAGAGUCAACACAGGGUUCCCUGGACAAUACAGAUGAGUCAGGGAAAGAUAACACAGAGUCAACACAGGGUUCUUUGCACAGUACAGAUGAGUCAGGAAAAAACAACACACAGUCAACAGAGGGGUCUCUGGACAAUGAAUCAGGGAAAGAUAACACAGAGUCAACACAGGAUUCUGUGGACGAUACAGAUGAGUCAGGGGAAGAUACCUCAGGGUCAACACAGGGUUCUCUGGAUAAUACGGAUAAGUCAGGAGAAGACAACACAGAGUCAACACAAGAUUCUCUGGACAAUACAGAUGAGUCUGGAAAAAACAACACACAGUCAACAGAGGGUUCUCUGGACAGUGCAGAUGAGUCAGGGAAAGAUAACACAGAGUCAACACAGGGUUCUUUGCACAGUACAGAUGAGUCAGGGGAAGAUACCUCAGAGUCAACACAGGAUUCUGUGGACAAUACAGAUGAGUCAGGGAAAGAUAACACAGAGUCAACAGAGGGUUCUCUAGACAGUACAGAUGAGUUGGGGAAAGAUAACACAGAGUCAUCACAGGAUUCUCUGGACAGUACAGAUGAGUCAGGGGAAAAUCAAAACGGAAUGAUAUCAUAUUUACUGAUACAAGUGUACAUUGAUGGGGUUGGGAUUGCAUCACAGGUUUCCCUGGACAAUACAGAUGAGUCAGGGGAAGAUACCUCAGGGUCAACACAGGGUUCUCUGGGUAAUACGGAUAAGUCAGGAGAAGAAAACACUGAGUCAACACAGGACUCUCUGGACAAUACAGAUGAGUCAGGAAAAAACAACACACAGUCAACACAGGGUUCUGUGCACAGUACAGAUGAGUCAGGGGAAGAUACCUCAAAGUCAACACAGGAUUCUCUGGACAGUACAGAUGAGUCAGGGGAAGAUAACAUACAGACAACACAGGAUUCUGUGGACAAUACAGAUGAGUCAGGGGAAAAUCAAAACGGAAUGAUAUCAUAUUUACUGAUACAAGUGUACAUUGAUGGGGUUGGGAUUGCAUCACAGGGUUCUCUGGACAAUACAGAUGAGUCAAGGGAAGAUACCUCGGGGUCAACACAGGGUUCUCUGGGUAAUACGGAUAAGUCAGGAGAAGACAACACAGAGUCAACACAAGAUUCUCUGGACAAUACAAAUGAGUCAGGAAAAAACAACACACAGUCAACAGAGGGUUUUCUGGACAGUACAGAUGAGUCAGGGAAAGGUAACACAGAGUCAACACAGGGUUCUUUGCACAGUACAGAUGAGUCAGGGGAAGAUACCUCAGAGUCAACACAGGAUUCUGUGGACAAUACAGAUGAGUCAGGGGAAGAUAUCACAGAGCCAUCACAGGGUUCUCUGGACAGUACAGAUGAGUCAGGAGAAGAUAUCUCAGGGUCAACACAGGGUUCUCUGGGUAAUACGGAUAAGUCAGGAGAAGACAACACAGAGUCAACAGAGGAUUCUCUGGACAAUACAGACCAUUCAUCACAGCAAAGUAGUGAAACCCCAGUUAUAGUGGUCAGGAUCGACGUACAAACCUUGCAAGGAAACCACUCCGACGUACUCCGUACUCAGUACUCCGACGAAUGGAUUCGAUAUUCUCAACGGGACAAAGAGACGCAAAAUAUGAAAACAUACACUCUGAAACUUACUGAGGAAAAUGGCACAACAAAGUAUUUGCUGAUAACAGUGCACAUGGAUGGAGUUGACCAGAUCUUACGAAAGCAUCAUUCACAAUCUGAAUCCACCCAACUUCAGCUGAACCACACAGGUAAGCCGGAAACAGACACCAGAAGGCCACCACUACAUUCAACGGGAUCGCCUGCCCAUUCACCAGAGUUCUUUGGUGAAACCCAAAUUGUAGAUGUCAGGGUCGAUGUACAGACAUUACAAGGAAACCAUUACUCUGAGGAAGAUUUCAACGAUAGGACUCAAUAUUCUCAAUCGGACGAAGCUUCGGUAAAAUUGCUAAAAGCUUCACAACACAUGUUAAAAAAGUCUAUACAAAUUAUCGAAGAGAACUUAACAAAGCAACAGAUUAAUAAUCCAUCACAAGAACUUCUUACAAAUCUUCAGAAAACGGCAUUGUCUUCACCUGGUCAACAAGACGAAUCGUCUGUGAUGUUGAGGACAUACACAACAGCAAACAAUUCAGAUUUCAGCGUAGACAAUGUGUCAUCAAACCAAACUACAGAACAACAGACUGGUUUAUCAGGUGAUACAUGGAAGCGAUCACAACAACUGACAAAAAAUACGGCAGAACAAAUGUCUCUACAAGAUUUAGAAAGGCAAGAUAAGAGAGCCCUAAAUUUGAUGGAAAACGUUCACGGAUCACUACAUCAACAAAAGCCACUAGAAUCAACAAAUGUAUCUGAUCAGUCACCACAAGGGUCAAAAAAACAUCAGCCUGAGACAAGGCAUUUACUACUAACAUUGCACAUUGACGGAGUGUCACAUCCAUUGCUGAAAGGCGCAUCCAACAUAGGUGAAAAGAUGACUAAUUCUAAAGGAGGACCAAUACUUACGUAUCCCAGCGCUCAACGCAAGUUCGGGUCAUAUUCUGUGGACCAUGCAGAUAGCCUAACAGAAGACAUCAGGAAGGCAGAUGCUACAUCUGAAGGACUAUCUGCAGAACUAACGAAAAGAUCGUUUCACCUUUCAACAGAGCCGAUUGAUGAAUCUCCACCAGUCACGAUCGGAACAGAUAUACGCACAUUGCCGAGGGAAGGAAAACAUUACUCCGUUGAGGGUCUCGAUGAAAGGACUUCAUAUUCUCGACCAGUAGACACCUUACAGCAUAUAAUAUACACUGUAAAACUUACUAAAGAGGCUUUACCGAUGCAGCCAGAAGAUUCAUCACCAGAACUUCUGACAAAUUCACAGAAAACGUCAGUGAAAUCUCCGAGUCAACCAGACGAAGUCUCUAGGUUGCACGCAACAGAUGGCAAUCAAGAUUUCAAUAUAAACAAUGUGUCAUCGAACCAAAGCUCAGAACAAAAGACUGGCUUAUCAGGUGAUACAUGGAAGGGUUCACAAGAGACGAAAAAUUCUCCAGAACAACUGUCUUUACAAAGCUUAGCAACGAAGAAGCUGGUCCUACACUUGAUAGAACAAACAGACGGAUUACCGAAUCAGCCUGUGGAAAAGCCGUUAGAUUCAACAAAUGUCCCAGAUGAGUCGCGACAAAAGUCAGUGAAAUAUCAGCAUGGAAGAACAAAGUACUUACUGCUAAAAGUGUACGUUGAUGGAGUGCCACAAUCGUCGUCUGGAAGCCUAUUUAACAUAGGUGAAACGACGACUAAUUAUGAAGAAGAACCAAAUCAAACGUCACAUCGUAGUGCACAAGUCAAGUCGGAUGACAUCAUGGAAGAAAGUGCUACCUUUGAAGGAUCGUCUGCAGAAGAACAAAAAGGGAGCUUCGGUCAUUCCACAGAGCAAAACGUACAAUCGCCACAUAUAGAGCUCAAAUUCUACACGCAUAAGCUGUCGUCUUCAUCGGCUGGAAAGAAAGAGCCAAAUCCUUUAAAAAGCCUGUCUGAGAUGACACAACAGUCUGCAUCAGAUGAAGAUGCUAUGCAAUCGGAGUCUUCAGAAGAAUCUCUGAAACAACCUAUUCAAGGGAAACAUGAUUCAAGGAAGCACUCAAACGGAGCCCCAAAAUAUUUAUCGAUGGAUGUUUACCUUGAUGGGUCAUUACUUACGUCCGUACAUGCCGAUGAAUUACCACAAUAUGUCGAUGGUGAUACCAUGAAUAUUGCAAAGUCGCCGAAAAAGGCAGGCGAAUCAUCCAGUCAAUCUUUUGUGCCACAAGACCACCCUUUGGGGCAAUUAAUAAAAGUGUCUGACAAAUCUGGACCAGAUUUAUUUCUAGAAGUAGACUUUGAAGAAUUGUCAAGUAUAGUGGACGCAUCCCGAAACAUCGCACACAAUGCGCUCGACCAACCGCCCAGCAGUUCGUCCUUCCCUAUGGAAAGCCCGCGUGAGUCGGGGAAACGUACUGUAGAGGAACCUCUUGAAUCGCUCGAUCACACAUUUGAGCAUCCAGGUGACCAUUUGAAUCAUCCAAAACAGAGUCACCCCGAAAUAAUACUGAAUUUCGUGGUACAGCUCAACUUAGGGGGAGAGUCAGGUGAAUCGCGUAAUCAAAACAAGAAGUCUCCAGAUCCUCUUGAAUUCUCACCUUCAAGGCAAACAACGACUCCCCCGAAAAGUCUGGGAGAGUCAACGAAGUGGUAUAUGGAGGAAGUGUUUAACUUGCCAAGCCGGCAACCAAAUGAUCAUAGCGAAACAUCAACGUAUGGUCGAAAACUAAGUUUAGGAUUUUGA